CUACUGCUGGGCUACUGGCUGCACGGGCGCAGGCAUCCGAAGCUACAGCACUAUCCACGAUAUCGAGCAACGAGACCCAGCCAAGCCCGGAGCAGCCACCGUCUCUGCUCCCACCAGCACCGAGCUGCGCAUCGCCUGACGCGCCCAUCGCCUACAGCCACCCUCGACGGCAUCAUGGCGUCGCUCUAUCGCAUGGCCGGCUGCGGCGCCCGGCGUCUCCAGCACUUCGCCGCCGCCGCGCCCUCCCGGAUAUCCUCCUUCCGGCCCUCGACCACCACGCCCGUUGCGCGCCGCGCCCUCUCCCAGACUGCCCUGCGCCGGGCCGUCGCCAUCGACCCCAACGCCCGCACCACAAUCGUCCCGACCGAGGGCGUCGAUGAGUCCUACGAGCAGGAGCACGAUGUCGCCACCCGCAAGGUCCGCCACUACACGGUCAACUUUGGUCCCCAGCAUCCCGCUGCCCACGGCGUGUUGCGUCUGAUCCUUGAGAUCAGCGGAGAGGAGAUCAUGCGUGCCGACCCCCAUGUCGGCCUGCUGCACCGUGGCACCGAGAAGCUCAUCGAGUACAAGACCUAUCUCCAGGCUCUGCCCUACUUCGAUCGUCUGGAUUACGUCUCCAUGAUGACCAACGAGCAGUGCUUCUCGCUGGCUGUCGAGAAGCUCCUCAACGUUGAGAUUCCCGAGAGAGCCAAGUAUAUCCGCACACUGUUUGGCGAGAUUACAAGAAUCCUCAACCACCUUAUGUCUGUCCUUUCACACGCCAUGGACGUCGGUGCCCUGACACCAUUCCUGUGGGGUUUCGAGGAGCGGGAGAAGCUCAUGGAGUUCUACGAGCGUGUCUCUGGCGCCCGUCUCCACGCCGCCUACGUCCGCCCCGGUGGUGUCCACCAGGAUAUCCCUGUCGGUCUCCUCGAUGAUAUCUACCAGUGGGCCACCCAGUUCGGCGACCGGAUCGACGAGACUGAGGAGAUGUUGACGGACAACCGUAUCUGGAUCGAGCGUCUCCAAGGCAUUGGUGUUGUCUCGGCUGCCGAUGCCCUCAACCUGUCCUUCUCUGGUGUCAUGCUUCGUGGAUCGGGUGUCCCCUACGACAUCCGCAAGAGCCAGCCCUACGAUGCUUAUGACAAGGUCGAGUUCGACGUCCCGGUCGGUGUCAAUGGCGACUGCUACGAUCGUUAUCUCUGCCGCAUGGAGGAGUUCCGUCAGUCAUUAAGAAUCAUCCACCAGUGCCUCAACGACAUGCCCGCUGGCCCUGUUCGUGUCGAGGACUACAAGAUCUCGCCCCCUCCCCGCGCCGCGAUGAAGGAGAACAUGGAGGCCCUGAUCCACCACUUCCUCCUCUACACCAAGGGUUACUCGGUACCACCGGGAGAGACUUACUCUGCUAUCGAGGCUCCCAAGGGAGAAAUGGGCGUCUACGUCGUCAGCGAUGGCAGUGAGAGACCAUACCGGUGCGCUAUCCGUGCUCCCGGUUUCGCUCACUUGGGUGGUUUCGACCACGUUGCCAAGGGCCACUUGCUUGCCGACGCCGUGGCGGUCAUUGGUACUAUGGACUUGGUGUUUGGUGAGGUUGAUAGAUGAUCGGGCCCUUUGGAUGGCGGAAAGAGUGAAUAAGGAGACGAGGUCGGUGGAUAUCUGGUUCUGCCAGAUAGUCGUUUAGUGGUGGAGAGGAUGGGAGGAUGAGCACUCCUCCCGUGACGCAAAUCGCAUGUGGUUUCAUUGACCCCUUUCAGCUUUGUCAAAAAUGUGUACAUCAUCAUCAGAGGCAGGCUCAUACCAGCAGAACCAUCUCGGACUGGCCCAUUGCUUGGAUUGGUCUGAGCGUGAAUAGAAAUGAAGAAAUUUGACAACUUUGAGAGAGGGAGACAGCCAAGAUUUGCCAAGUAAAAACAGCAUGAUACUUUCUGAUAAAACCCUUUGGUUUGUCCGUGGCGAAAAUGAUGUGGUAGCCGUACUCGCCUGGCGGGCUGUAUUCACUGCUGUGAAUGAUCCACGGUUCGCGUUUAAGAAGAUUCAUUUGUGCGCGAGGCUGAUUCCCUGAGGCUAGGCAGCCUCAGACAACAUGCCUCAAAGUCGC
Molecule: messenger RNA, 2077 nt
Organism: Microdochium trichocladiopsis
Lineage: Eukaryota; Fungi; Ascomycota; Sordariomycetes; Xylariales; Microdochiaceae
Product: nife hydrogenase-like protein
Exons: 3
Coding region: 175-1581 (468 amino acids)
Biological process (GO): mitochondrial electron transport, NADH to ubiquinone
Molecular function (GO): NADH dehydrogenase (ubiquinone) activity; NAD binding; quinone binding
Source: RefSeq, a predicted model, not a curated record